UCGGAAUCACAUGGCUGGAUGUUCAAUCCCACCAUGUUUGCAUCCCGGACAAACACCACCACAACAUCUCCAUCAUCGGUUAUCACUACAACGAUUCAUCCCAACUAACUACCACUUUUGAUGACAGGCCACCUUGAACUGAAUUCGCAAUAGUCGCAUAUCAUAACUUACCGCACUACAAGAACAGUUAUUUGAGGAUUUCUCAGCACCCCCCGGAGUCCAUCAGAAACAAACAGCCUUGACAGCCAAAGCCGCGGUUGAGCCAUCAUCCCAUAGGCGAACAGGAUGGACCAGAGCCAGACCCGGGCCAUCGAAGCCCUCCAACCGUUCAUCGCCCUUGCCAAUUCCUCCAGUGCUAGCUCUCCCCGCUUUGUCGCCAACAUCAUCACAAAUGCAACCUCGAACCCACACACCUUCGUGUUCGCGGAGCUGCUCGAGACGGCAGCGGUGCAGGCCCUCCGCUCGCCGGAGACCCCAGCCGAAUACCAGAGCUAUUUGACGUUGCUCGAGAUCUUCGCCUGGGGUACAUGGCAAGACUAUCAUGAAACCCCCAACCUGCCCGAACUCAGCCCGGCCCAGACACUCAAGCUACGCCUCCUCACCCUCCUCACCCUCUCCUCUACCAGUCAACCUCUUACCUACGACGCCCUUAUGCGCUCUCUCUCCCUGACCGUACCCUCUGACCUCGAAUCCCUCGUCACAACCGCCAUCUACUCCUCCCUCAUCAGCGCCCGCCUGGCGCCGGCUUCGAUCCCUCCCACCGUGAAUGUCUCCGCCAUUGCCCCGCUCCGGGACGUAAACCCUCAAUCGCUGCCUAACAUGAUCAACAUCCUUGCGCAAUGGGAGACCCGCUGCGGCGACGUCAUCAGCGACAUCGAGGCGGAGAUCGCCAAGAUCAAAUCCGAGUCGGCGAAGCGGCGGGCCAAGGAGCAUGCGCGUACCAUGAUGUUCGAGCAGACGCUGGCGGCGUACCGGGCUGAGGCCGCUAGCGCUGCGGGUGGAGGGGAGGGACCCGCGGCGGGCGGAGCGGCGCGGAAACACUGGGGUCAGCAGCACAUGUACAGGGGCGGCGGCCUCGGAGGCAACAAGCGCGAAUUCAUCGCCGAAGAGUUUGACGACGAUGAUGGGUACUGGGAGCAUGGGAGCGAGCUGGAUCUCCAGGCUAUGGGUGGGUCAAGGAUGGACAUUGAUGAAGGCGCCGGGUCGGGGAGAGCGGGAGCUGCCGGAGCGCGGCAUCCCAAGCGGAUCUUGGGUAAGAAGUCGUAGGGGGAUUUGCAAUUGCUGCCAGCUAUGGAGAUCGGUAAUGGCUCUAGAAUAUGGGAGGAUGGAAAGUAUUUCGCUGGCCUGUUUAUGCUUGAUACCAUCCUAUUGCUAUUGCAGAAUAUGACCACAAGACUCAAAGAUACAAAACCGCACUGAACGGCGCUAUCACAGAUCAACAAACUGAUAUCUAGCAUGAAUUAUGUCCACUUGCACGAGAAGAACAAGAC
Molecule: messenger RNA, 1490 nt
Organism: Aspergillus saccharolyticus JOP 1030-1
Lineage: Eukaryota; Fungi; Ascomycota; Eurotiomycetes; Eurotiales; Aspergillaceae
Product: COP9 signalosome subunit 7
Exons: 2
Coding region: 286-1266 (326 amino acids)
Cellular component (GO): COP9 signalosome
Source: RefSeq, a predicted model, not a curated record